Argiope bruennichi is the source of this 10091-nucleotide messenger RNA. Its product is annotated as ankyrin repeat and MYND domain-containing protein 2-like. The transcript has a single exon. Gene Ontology annotation, molecular function: protein binding. The coding region runs from base 112 to 1326 and encodes 404 amino acids. The record is from RefSeq and is a predicted model, not a curated record. Lineage: Eukaryota; Metazoa; Arthropoda; Arachnida; Araneae; Araneidae.
UCCUCUCCUUUGUGGACAUCGUGUUCGAGAAUAACAAAGGAACGUCAUUUUGGACGAUCGAUUGCUUCUUCCUUGGUUGCGUAACGGUGGUUCUGCAUUCCAUAUGUCAAGAUGGCUAUGGCUAUGCCUUCUUCACGAAGUGAGUUAUCUCUAAAAGAAAAAGCGCUUUUUAAAUAUACUCAAGAGCGAAAUUAUGAAGAAGUUAAACGCUUAAUUACUGAAGAAGAAAAUAUAUAUGUUGAUUGCGUUGAUGCCGAGGGCAUGACACCUCUUCAACAUGCCGCAUACAAAGGCUGCACUAAAUUGUGUAAGUUAUUGUUAGAUUGUGGAGCAGAUGUGAAUUAUACAAGGCAGGUUUCACGUUAUACUGCUCUUACAUUUGCUUGCGUAGCUGGAAAAGCCGACGUAGUUCGCCUGCUUUUGGAAUACGGAGCUUCAACCUCAAAUGUCACUUCCAUCAAUAAGACCUCAGCCCAGAUGGCUGCAUUCGUUGGAAAUCAUCAUAUCGUAAGUAUAAUCAAUAAUUUCAUACCUAUCCAGGAAAUCGAAUAUUUCAAUAGAAUACAAGGGUUAGAAACAGAACCCAGACUUCCACCAACAAUGAAUACCAUUGUUCACAAAAUGGCCAUUAUGACGAAUAUUAAUCCGGUAAGAUUGAUAAUGUAUGUUCAGAGUAAUCCAGUACUUCUUCACAGUGUAAGGAAAGUUGUAAGAGUUUUUAAUGCUAUGGCUGAGAAAUAUUUGAGAGUUGAAAAUAAUGAUUUACUGUCUCUCAAGUUCCACCAUUUGGCAUAUGUUUUAUCUGCAUGUGAGAAAUACUACAUUGAGCAUGCAUCUGCAGAGGAAAGUGAAAGAAAAUCAAUUAGAGAAUGUUUAAAUCCUUUCAUUAAAUAUCUGAUCAAAGGGGAUGUCAAUGGUUUCCCUGUUAAUCUGGAGAAAUUUCUUCGACAGGAUAUCCAAAGGUAUCCAUUUGUUGAAUGUCAUUUAUUUCUGCAGCUUGUGAGAACUCUAUCACCAGUUGAAAUUGGAGGUGAACCCAGUGCAAUUUCUAUUAUUGGGGAAGCUGUAAAUGGUCAGCGUAUGAGUGAUAAUACUUGUAUUUGCUCAACUUGUUGGGAGCCGAAUGCUGAAAAGAAAUGUUCUGUUUGCAAAUCGGUUCAGUAUUGUGAUAAAGCAUGCCAAAAGAUGCAUUGGUUUACUCAUAAAUUAAUCUGUCCCCACCUUACUAAAUUGAAUGAGGGUGUCGAAAAGCUUCAUUUGGAAUCUAAUUUUUAUGAAAAAGAUCCUAAUGCUCCAGGUCAACCUGGUUGUAGUUCACGAUCAUAAAAUAUAUAUUCAAAAGAAAUCUUAUUUCCAACUUCCCUAUCUAAAUUAAAUCCUUUGUUUGCAUGCUGCAUUGUAUUUUAUCAUUUAUUAUAGAUGUAUUUAAGUUGAAGUUCUGUGAUUUUAUGUCUUUGUUUUUAAGUAGUUUAAUUUAUUUUUGAGUUAAGUUUUUAGAUUGUUUAUAUAAAUUUUGUUUGCCACAUGGUAUUAUGUAAUUAUCACAGCAGGUAUCAAGGCAAGAUUGGUAUGUUUGGAUUGGUUUUAUUGGCAUAGAGUCAACAACUAAUUUGAGAUUCCUGAUAAAGCAUUAACUGUCAGAUAUCAUUAAAAAUAUGUAAAGGUAAAACCUGUUUCAAGUUUUAUAAAAGUACAUUGUGGCAUUGACCACUAGGAUAGCCUUUUAAGUUAUGUGUUUAAUUACUUAUAUCAAGACAUAUUUUAAAUUUGUAAUUGGAUAUAGAAAAGAUGCAUUUGGUUUAGGUUUAUAAGUACUGAACAUCUAUAAUUUUUUUUAAAAAUUAUGUAUGUAAAAGAAACAAUAAAAUUACUUGAUUUCUAAUAUAUCAUCAUUUGAAUUUGUUAUUUACCACAUCAAUGAAUUAUAUUUUGAAAAUCUUCUUUUUAAAAAAAUAUCUACUUUGAUCUGCUAUUUAUUUUGAAUUUGGUGCAGAUUGCUCAAUAUUCCCAAGAUUAAAUUUUUAUAAUAAAUUAAUAAAUGCUUAAAUGAAAUGAAGUUUUAAUAUGUCAGAAAUUGUAAAUGCUAAGAAAAUAUUAUCCUAGAAUUUGCUUUAAAUCUGUUCUGUAAAAAUUAAGUCUUUACCUACUUAAUAUGUUUUCCCCAUCUGAAUUGAUCACAUGUUUUUAAAAUGGGAACUUCCUUUAUUUAUGUGUAUAUGAAAUGUUCACUAUUUAUUGUGAAACAUUGGUGCUUUUGUAUAUGACCAAGAAUGUGAAUUUAGUCCGUAUUUUAUAUAAUAAAUCAAUGUAUAUUAUAUUCCAGUCAAUAUUAAAUUCUUAUAAAAUGAUUUUUAAAAAAUAGACAGAUUACAGUGGUAUCAGAAUGGUGUAAAACCGGUUAUGUCUUCCUUUUUUUCCUUCCUCGCAACCAUUUGUUUAAAAGUGGGUUCAAAGGAAGUCUAGGUGUUGAAGAUAAAAUAUUAGUAUAUUUCUUUCAUAUGAUAAAGCCAAUAAAAAAUAUGAAGUAUAGUUAUUCCUGCCUGGUAUCAUGUCAAAAUUGUCUUGUUUAGGUUAGUUAUAUUAACUUUGAAUCAGUGACUAAUUUGAAAUUCUUGGUGAAGCAUUACUGUCGGAUAUCAUUAAAAAAUAUAUAAAAGAAAAAAAGUUUUUCAAGCUAAUAAGAAAAAAAAAAAACUGGCUUUGGUUAUUUAGAUAGAUGUACAGUUGCUUCUAUCAAAUAAUUUCUUUUUAAACUUAUAACAAAUUCAUCCCCCCCCCCCCCCCCCGCAUCUAAUUAUAUGUUUUGUUUAUGUUUGCUCAUGAGUUACGAACUUAAAAAAAAAUUUCAUUUAUGCUUACUGCUGAAAAGAUGAAUUUGCUUAAUUUAUAAUAUAUUAUUUUGUUAUAUGCUAUUUCUUAUCAAUGACUUACAGUUAUUGUAAAAAUUUUCCUUUUAAACUGCAGCGUAUAAUCAUAUGAAUUUGGCAUUGUUCCAUUAUGUGGGAUUUACUGCAUCUAGGAAUUAGUUAAUAUGAAAAUUUUCCUUUUAAUUUGUAAUAUGCUUUUAUGUAAAUUUAUAUCAUUUUCUUAUGAAGUUUACUUCACCAAUGAAAUACAAUUCUUAUUGAGAAAGUUUUCCUUUUAAUUUACAAUAUAUCUUCACCACCGCAGCUACAGAUUUGGCGUUUUAUGCACUAAUGCGCCAAUAAAGAGCAAUCCUGUUGUUCGCACACAACACUUAAAAACCGCAAAAUCUGUAGCUGCGGUGGCGUUAAUACGUAAGUGCCCUUCCUUUUAAUUUGCAACAUUUUAUUAUAUGAAUUUAUGGUUGACUUGUACUUUAGUGUGUUCCCGAGUUUGUCAUCAAUAUGGUAACCCAAGGAAAUGAUCUUCCAGCAACCCUAAUGCUGUUUUGUUUACUACUUUUUACAGUGGUUGAGUUGUACAUGAACUACAACUAGUUUAUGAAAAAUGUUAAAUUAAAUAUAAAAAAUAUCAAUUAAAGAUUUUAAUUUAGUUCUGUAUUAUAAUUUUAAAAAAUUGUAUUGUUAAUAAGACAUUGUAAUGUUAUUUUUAAUAUGAAUACAAACAGAAAAUAUUUAUUCUUUUUCAAUCCUUAAUUGUCAGUUUACUGGAAAUUUUCCCUUUUAAUUUGUGAAGCAUCUUCGUAUGAAUUAAUGUCAUUGUUAUAUGUUAUGUGUUUUACCUCAACAAGUUACAGCUAGUGUGAAAAAUUUCCUUAAUUGUAAUUCGUCAUGUGAAUUUAUCAUUGUUCCAUCUUAAGAUUUACUACCUCCAAAGAAUUAGUUAUUGUGAAAAUUUUCCUUGUAAAUUGUCUGUGUGAAUAUAUAUUCCUUCCAUUGUUCCAUCUUGUGGGAUUUACUUCGCCAGUAAAAUACAAUUGUUAUUCCGAAAAUUUUUCUUAUUUAUAAUCUCUAUGUAAAUCCUUGUUACUGCUCCAUCUUGUGUAUUUUACCUUAUUAAUGAAUAACAGUUAUUGUGAAAAUUUUCAUUUUAAACUGCAGCAUAUAUUCAUAUGAAUUUGGUAUUGUUCCAUUUUGUGGAAUUUACUGCAUCUAGAAAUUAGUUAAUAUGAAAGUUUUCCUUUUAACUUGUAAUAAGCUUUUAUGUAAAUUCAUAUCAUUUUCAUAUGUGGUUUACUUCACCAAUGAAAUAUAAUUCUUGCGGAGAAAGUUUUCUUUUUAAUUUGCAAUAUAUCUUCAUGUAUAUGUAUGAUAAAGUUCCAUCUUAUUUGAUUUGCCCCAUCAAUGAAUUACAGUUAUUAUGAAAAAAAUUCCUUUUAAUUUGUAAUAUGUUAUUGUAUCAAUUUAUGGCUGACGUACUUUAGUGUAUCUCCGAGUUUGUCGUCAAUAUGGUAACCCAAUGAAAUGAUCUUCCAGCAGCCCUAAUGCUGUUUUGUUUACUACUUUUUACAGUGGUUGAGUUGUACAUGAACUACAACUAUUUUAUGAAAAAUGUUAAAGUAAAAAUAAAGAAUAUUGAUUAAAGAUUUUAAUUUAGUUCUGUAUUAUAAUUAAAAAAAUUUUUAUUGUUUAUAAGACAUCGUAAUAGUAUUUUUAAUAUGUACAGAAAAUAUUUAUUCUUUUGCAAUUCUUAACUGUCGGUAUACUGGAACAUUUUCCCUUUUAAUUUGUGAAGCAUAAUCAUACAAAUUAAUGUCAUUGUUCCAUGUUAUAUGUUUUACCUCAGUGAGUUGCAGUUAUUGUGAAUAAUUUCUUUAAUUGUAAUUCUUCAUGUAAAUUUAUCAUUGUUUCAUCUUAAGAUUUACUACCUUAAAAAAUUACAGUUAUUAAGAAAAUUUUUCUUUUAAUUUGUAAUUUGUGUGUGUAAAUAUAUAUUCCUUCCAUUGUUCCUUCUUGUGGGAUUUACUUUAACAGUAAAAUACAAUUGUUAUUCUGAAAAUUUUUCUUAUUUAUAAUCUCCAUGUGAAACUUUGUCACUGCUUAAUCUUGUGUAUUUUACCUUAUUAAUGAACAAUAGUUAUUGUGAAAAAUUUCUUUCCAAUUGUAAUAUGUCUUCAUGCAAAAUAAUGUCAUUGUUCCAUCCUAUGUGGUUUACUUCAUCAAUGAAUUAAAAUUGUGAAAACUUGCUUUGUGUGAAUUUGUCAUUAUUCCAUUUCAUGGGGUUUAUCUCAUCAAUGGAUCACACAUGUGAUUGAGAAAAAUUUCCUUUUAAUUUGUGAAGUAUCUUCAUGUACAUUAAUGUCAUUGUUUCAUAUUAAAUGUUUUAUCACAUCAAUGAAAUGCAGUUAUUAUGAAGUAUAUCCUUAGUGGUAAUAUGUCUUCUUGUGAAUUUAUCAUUGUUCCAUUUUAAGUAAUUUACACCACCAAUGAAUUAGUUAUUGUGAAAAUUUUCCUGUAAUUUGUAAUGUCUUUGUGUGAAUAUAUAUCAUUGUUCCUUCUUGUGGAGUUUACUUCACCAAUGAAAUACAAUUGUUAUUGUGAAAUUUUUCCUUCUUAUCUAUAAUAAUUUCCAUGUGAAUUUAUGUCACUGUCCCAUUUUAUUGGGAUUAUCUCGUCAAUGGAUUACAGUUAUUAUUGUGAAAAUUUUCCUUUUCAUUUGUGAAAUAUAUUCAUGUAAAUUUACAUCAUUGUUCCUUCUUAAAAGGUUUAUCUCACCAUCAGAGCCAGCCUUCUCUAUGAAAGGUGCAAGAAGCUAUUUGGGGUCCUAAAUUUUUUGCAAAGUAAAAAUAAUAAUAAUAAUAUGAACACACAUUACUAUUGCAUGUUUAUUUAAUGCGUGCUUUCGUUUUUGCUAUUAAUUAGUUUAGAAAAAAUUACAAUUUUUGAAGUUUCUUUUUCAAUGCUUAGUAUAACAAGAGCAUUUAAGAGUUAUGCACACAUGCUUGACCCAAGAUAAUUCUCUAUUAAUUUUACUUUUCUGAAAGAGUGCUCAGAAUUUAUUGUAGUAUCUGGCAAUGUAAAGAAAAGAUUUAAUACAGUUAUUACCUUUAGAAAAAAAUCAUUAUAAUCAUUAAUUAGUAUAUAUUGCAAUAUGUGUUGAGCGUUAUUUACAUCCCUUUCAUUCAGAAUCAAAUCCCGUACCCAAACAAUUAUUUGGUUUAGGUUUUCAUCUACAUCGCUAUUGUAAAACAUUAAAAAAUUUUCUAAUUCAUGUUUUUCUAAAGUUUUUAUGUCAGUGAUUAAUUUAAAAUCUAUCUUCUGUCUGUAGAAUAACAGUAUCAGUUACAGAGUUAAAAAAUAACAUCUAAAUUUCUCUACUGGGUUUUCUAUAAUUUCAUCUUCUGCUGUUUUGAAAUAUAAUUUUUUGCUUUUUCUAAUUCUUUUUUCAGGAAAAUGUUCCGAAAGAUUUAAAUUGCAUUCUAUCAGUUUUGCUUCAUCUAUAAAUGAAUUAAAUUUUGAAUAUUAGUUUUAAUUUUAUUGGAUAAAUUAAAAGCCUAGUCAAGAACAAUUGUUUUUACUUGAAAUAUUUUAUUGGUAGUGCUCAUUUUUGACAAUAUUGUAAACCGUACUAUUAAGCUUGAAAUAAAUGCCAUUUCUUGUAAUAAAUCCUAUAGACCUUUAGCUUUUGAACCGCUGAAUUAUUGUUAUUUGCAUCAAUAAAUUCUUUUAGGGCAUUACAAGUUUGUUAAAACUGUAUGUAUACUGCUUUAAUCAUACCUAUUUUGGCUUCCCAACAAGUGUUGCAUAAUGGUUUAAGAGUAAUGUUUAAAAGAUUUGUAGAAUUUUUUUUUUUUUUUUUAUUGUAUAAGCAGAAAAUAAGCAAUAUAAAUGUUGCAAUAUCCAAAAAAAAAAAAAAAAAUGUACAUUCAAUUUUGCUGGAAGUGGCAAUACAAAUUAUUAAAUUAAAAGAGUGUGAUAGAUAAGGCACAUAAAUUGUGUAAGGAUUUAGAGCAAUUAUUCUAGAUUGUACACCUUUAUAUUUCCCUUUCAUGUUACUAAUGUUGUCAUAUGCCUGUCCACUCACUACAAUUCAUAAUAACUAAAUCAAGCUCACUUAAUAUUUCCAAUAGAGCUUUUGCUAGUCCUUCUCCAGUCACAUCAGUUAGUUACUUCAAUAAACCGUAUGAAUGACUUAUUUAUACUUAAUCUUUUUUUUUUUUUUUUUUUCAAAAUUUGCAUGCCUAAUAAAGCCUGGAGUUUGAUUUUUAUGGGAAAUAUCAGAAGUAGAAUCUAUUUGGAUACUGUAAUACAUGACUACUUUUGUAUAGUCUUCAAUUUUGUUAAGAACUUCAUUUCUUAACUGCAGGAAUAAUUUGUUCUUGUGAUGUAUGGCUAAAUCAUGCACCAUACUAUUUUUAGAAUUUUUUUAUUCUGUUUAUAUGAACUAUAAGCCCAGAGUCGUAUUUACUUAAUAAUUCGAUUAAACUUAAAAAAUUUCCAUUAUUAGGCGUUCCUAUUAUUUCACGGUUUCCUUGAAGUGGAGGAUUCUUGCAUGCUAAAAAAAGAAUCGCAUCUACAAUUCUUUGAAAUAGUGAUUUAAGCCAUUCUGUUUCCUUAUUUAUAUUAACUUCAUUUGUUUUAUCAGAGUCGAACAUAAAUUUAGUCGUUUCAGUAACUCUUUCUAAGCAAUAAAUGAAUUGACAAAUGGAAUACUCAUGGUCUGGAAUUAUAGUUGAUUACUUUCACUAGUUAUUAUAAACACCUGUAAAUAGUGUAGAUUUUUCAUUUCUUCAGGAAAAUGUACAAAAAAAGAAGAAAAAAAACUAGUCUUUCGGUGAUCAUUUCACCAUUUUAGCACUUCUAAAAAAAUAAGUAGUGGAAAAUGAUCUACCUUCAGCAUUCUUAGCAAAAACUCCUUUGUGUUCAACAGGUCUGUUUUUAACACAAAAUAUUUUAAACUUAUCAUUUAUAAUGCUCGUUCAUAAACCUGAAUCAUUUAUAUGCACUUGAUCACAUUUGUUGUUGUCAUUUUUGUCGUUAUUUUCUAAUUCAAACCUAUUUAUAUAAACAUACAGUUCUUCAAGGAUUUUCAGUUUCUAUUCUUUCAUUGUAAGAUUAUGUAGUUUGUGCAAAACUUUCUUCACCAGUUGAAGCUUGAAUUGUAACUUCUGAAGUUGAAGCAAUUUCAUUGUGAGAAUUACAUCAUAGAGAAGAAAACAGAUAUACUCACGACUUUUUGAAAUUUAGUUUUUCUUUUUUUGAAACCAAGUCUUGACACCCAGAGGGAGACUUCCUUGCCAUGGACAUGAUUAUAUCUAAUAAUAUUAAGCAUUUUAUAGUAUGAAUUAUCAAAGUAAUAGAUGCAAUUUAACCUAUUCAGUGAGGUAAAUGGCCGUACUUUAUGUUUAUAAUAUGUUGCACACUUGCACUAAAAUGUAAUAUAUUUUCAAACUUUGCAUAUUUCAAAACAUUUUUAAUUUCUUUCUAUCUUCUUUCCGUCCCUCUAUUACCGUUCAGAACAUUAUUUUAGUUCUUAAUUAUGCUGGGGCCUCCAUUGAAUUUACAUUGUUAUUAUGAAUUUUUUUUUCUUUUAAGAAAAUUCUGCUUUAGUUGAUUAUUUGUGUGAAAUUUUGUAUAAAUUAUUCAUUAUUCCCUAGAUUUUUUUCAUUACUGAAUCAAUAUUUAUGGAAUAAAUGUUGUAAUUUAACAAAAAAAUACUUUUGUGAAUGAUUAUAUAUUCACAAUAAUCCAAGAAAAUAUUAUUAGAAAAUUUGCUUUAAUUCUGUGAUGAAAAAAAUGAAAUCCUUCUCUGCAUAAUAUAUGUUUUCCCAUUUAAAUUAAUUUCCAGUGUUUUGUGUGGGAAUUUCAUUGUGUCAUAUGUACAUGCAAAAUUCACUAUUUUUUGUGGAAAAUAGAUGCUGUUGUAAAUAACUAGGGAUAUGAAUUUAGUCUGUAUUUUAUAUAAUGAGAACCAAAGUAUAUUUAUAUUCCAUUUAAUAUUCAAUUCUUGUAACAUGUUAACUUAAGUGAAAAAUCAAUAGAUUGCAGUAACAUUGCUUCAGAGGGCCAUAAAACUAGCUAUGCCACCCUUUCUUUCUUUCUUGACAUCAAUUUCUUUCUUGACAUGAUGUAGGAUCCAGUUGUAUUGAAGGGGUUUAGAAAAAAAUCUGUGUGUUGGAAGAUGAAAUAGUGUAUUUCUUUCAUUUGAUAAAGCCAACUUAAAUGAGGUAGAUAAAAAAUAAUAGUAUUGACUUUGGCACAAUUUAUUCUAAUUAAUUGCUACUAUCAGACUGAAAGUGCAAUUGAAUCCAUUAAUUUAUAAUCUAAAAUUUUUGAAAAGGAAAUCAUUUACUGAUGUUUGAAUUAUCUUUUCAGUAAAAAUCAGUGAAUCAUUUCCAAAGGUUAAAAAUCAUAUAGAAUUUUAUAAUGUUGGAAUUUAAAAGUUUUAUUGAAGAUAUUACUUCUCAUAUCUGCAUGUAUGGAAUGAAAAUGUUCAGUAGAUUUUAUUUCACAAUUCAAUGAAAAAUUAUCAUUUGUACUUUUAACAUUAACCUAUUAAUCAACAAGAAUACUGUCUACUAAUAUGAAUAAAUUUUUACUAUAUUAUCUUGCAUAUUGAUGCUACUCUUUAUGAUAAAAGCAAAAUUUUGAUAUGUAUCUCUUGCUUGUGCAUGCUAUAAGUCACUGUGGCCCAGAUAGCUUCAGAUAGUUCUGCUGAUUCAAAUGUUCCAUCAUAUUCUGAUUGUAACUUAAUAUUAUAAUAACUUUCCAUAGUAACUCAUUUUAUAAGUUAAAAUGCAAUAUCUAAAUAUAACUUGGUUAAAUAAUUACAUUUAUUUGAUAUCAUGAUUUUGAUGCAAAAUCUUCCUAAACUAUUAGAUGAAAGGAAAUAUAUUUGAUGAGGAAUGAGCUAAAAUAUUCAUAGUUUUCUAAAAGUGUUUUUGAAAAUGUCUGAAAAAUUUAAUUUUUGUACUAUCAAAUUUUUGCAUAUACUACAGUUAACAUUAUUGACUGUUACCAUAUUAUAUAUUUUGUAUGCAAUUCUCAUCAAUCGCAUCAUUGAUUGGAGAGGGUUACUGUGAACCCCUUCUGCUUAAAAUUUUCUUUUUGUGUUCUUGCAGAAUUCUAAUAGCAGUUCUUUGCAAUGUUGUUCAUGCUGUUUUUAAAUGUUUAUAUAUGUACAUGUAUGUCAUUUAGAUGUUGAAAUAAAAGGUUGUGUUUUGUGAA